AUGAGUUCAAACGAUUACUCCUCGGAUGAAGAGGAUUACGAUAAUUCUAAGACAUCAGAUGUUCUUUUAGGAUUUGUAGAUGUGGAGAUCAAUGCUGAAGCAGUAGAUGAAGAAGAUGGUGAUGCUCCUACCAUUGAAGACACCAUUAUUGGAGGCAAACCUGUUUGGCUCCAUCCAGAUUCACGUCCAACGGAUGAACAAUUAUCAUGUGGAAAUUGUGGCGCGAAGAUGGCCUUACUCUUGCAAGCGUUUUCUCCUAGAGAAGAUGCACUUUACGACAGAGUGAUUUAUGUAUUUGGCUGUAAGAGCACCAGAACAUGUUCCAAGAAGAAGGGUAGUGUAAAAGUUAUUCGUGGUGUUUCGAAAGAUCCCAAAAAAAUUGCGGAUCUUGAAGCAGAAGAAGCUGCCAAGUUGCAACGUGAUUUGGAUACUAAAUUACAAUUAGAAGGAAAGAGAAUCAAAGAACUUGAAAUGACAAAGGAUUUGUUUGGCAGUAGUACGAAGGUUGAAGAAACAAAUGACAAUCCAUUUGGAGGUAGUAAUCCUUUCAGUAGUGGUAAUCCAUUUGGAGGGAAUAAUAGUAAUCCAUUUGCUGCACCUGAAAAGAAAGAAGACACCAAGCCUAAGACCGAUAGUUAUGCAGAAGUUGCAAAAAAGAAUGUACCAGCAGUGGUAAAGAAGUCUGAUUCUCCAAAGGAAUCUAGUGGUGUAGACGAUCUUCCAUCAUAUCCAGGAUACUUCCUUUACGUUCAAAAUGAAAAAUUUAAGGUUUUUAACGACCCUGAACUUGAAAAAUAUAAAAACAUCACUGAAAUGGAUGUUGAUGGUGGAAGUGGUAACACUGGACGUAGUGGUGGCUCUGGAAAUGCAGGAGGUGCAGCACAACUUGAUCCUGGUGCCGCCAAAAUUUCCGACAUGCUUGACGAUAAAUUUUUCGAAGCAUUCACAAACAAGGUGAGACACAACCCUUCACAAGUUCUCAGAUAUGAACUUGGUGGAAAGCCAUUACUCUACAGUGGUCGUGAUUCAGUAGCUGCGAAGUUCCUUGGGAAGGAAGUGACCGUACCAGCCCCAGCAUACAACCCAUCAUCCUGCAGACAAUUCGAACUUCAAUUGAUGCCAAAGGCAAUUAUGGACCUUGAACUGGAAGCAAUUGGAUCAGGAAAUGUUACCGAGCUUCUUGCCGGAAUGGAAUGGGGGACCAUCAUCGCAUGUACAGAUGUAGAAGAUUAUGUACCUGAACUAGAUGCCAACCACGUAGGAUACGUUGAAGAGUGGUGUGGCGUUCAAUGGGAGGAACUGGUGUAA
Molecule: messenger RNA, 1308 nt
Organism: [Candida] anglica
Lineage: Eukaryota; Fungi; Ascomycota; Pichiomycetes; Serinales; Debaryomycetaceae
Source: the annotation of a GenBank genome assembly